Messenger RNA from Chenopodium quinoa (quinoa), 1566 nucleotides. Its product is annotated as GDSL esterase/lipase At5g03610-like. NCBI's taxonomy places the organism in Eukaryota, Viridiplantae, Streptophyta, Magnoliopsida, Caryophyllales, Amaranthaceae. Bases 156 to 1229 code for a protein of 357 amino acids. The transcript has 5 exons. Gene Ontology annotation, molecular function: hydrolase activity, acting on ester bonds. The record is from RefSeq and is a predicted model, not a curated record.
AAUAUUUUCUUUUUCCUUUGGUUUGGCUUUAAUUCAGAGAGCACUAUAAAUACACAACUUUUCUAAAGAUUCAAAGCACACCCCUUUUUUACGACCUCAACUAACAUCGAUCGCAAUAUACAUUUCAUUCUUCGUUCAUUGCUUUGUUAUUUACAAUGGGUCCGCCACAAUUCGCCUUCUCCUUCCUUUGCUCCGCCAUUUUCCUUCUCUUAGGAAGUGGAGUGGUAGAAAGCACAUCGCGCCACCAUCACCACCACCACCGGCGCCACGAAAAGCUGUUUGUGUUCGGAGAUUCCUAUGCGGAUACAGGAAAUAACAGAAUAUCAAACGGCCAAUCAUGGAAAAUUCCAUAUGGUAUCACAUUUCCUGGCAAACCUUCAGGCCGAUUUUCGGAUGGUCGUGUUUUCACUGAUUAUCUUGCUAAAUCUUUAAGAAUAAGGUCACCAGUAGCCUACAAAUUUAGAAGAUAUGCAAACAACCAUUUGAAAAAUGGAAUGAACUUUGCUUACGGAGGCACUGGUGUUUUUGAUACAACGGCGCCUUACCCUAACAUGACAACCCAAAUCGAUUUCUUCGAACGUCUUCUAAACGAAGACACUUUCACACCUUCCGACCUUCAACACUCCAUUGCUCAUGUUAGUCUUGUUGGUAAUGACUACUCAGCCUUCCUUGCUAGAGGUGGUACCAAUCAGGGUUUACAAACGUUUAUCCCACAAGUGGUAAGUCAAUUAGUGGUUGAUAUUCAACGCAUCAAGAAUUUAGGAGUGAAGAAAAUAUCAGUGACAGCAUUACAACCUUUGGGAUGUUUACCUCGUAGCACAAAAGAAAAUUCAUUCCAAAGGUGCAAUGAAACUUUCAACAAGGCUGUUAUGUUCCAUAAUCUCUUAUUAGAACAAGCAGUUACCAAGUUAAACAAUGAAACUACUCAAGAUCAUGGCUCCCCUGUUGUCAUAAUCGAUUUAUACAACGCCUUUUUAUCGAUCUUCCAAGAAAAAGGAACUCAACAAGGAAAUUCAAAUCUUGACAAUUUAAUGAAGCCAUGUUGCACGGGAAUUAAUCAAAAUUACUAUUGUGGAAGUGUUGAUGAUAAGGGCAAUAAGAUGUACACAGUAUGCCAAGACCCAAAGUCUUACUUCUUCUGGGAUGAAGUACACCCAACGCAAGCCGGUUGGGAGGCUCUAACUCGUUCCACGACGUUACAGGCUAACCUUAAUGACCUACAAAAUUAGUUAGCUAGCUGCUACCUAAGGUUGGUUCAUCGGUGCCAUGGAGAAUGGUCAAUAAUGUUCCUAAGAAUAAACUUGUACUAGUGGUUGUAAAAAUUGCAUGUAUUUUGUGUAAGUUUUGUGUCUUUGUAGGUUAAUGUCCUUAUUAGCUUAAUGUGAUUCUUUGUUUGUUUUUAAUUGAUUUGCUAUCACAUCUAUUGUUGUGGGAUAAUCGCAUAAAUUAUAAUUUUAAUAUGUGCCUUCUCUACUUCAAACGCAAAUUUGUGAUUAGUGAUGUAAAAAGAAUGGAUUAAUAAGCUAAGAUAUGAAAGUUGAAUAAUGGGUAUUGAUCAAUAGACAA